UAAAUUAGUGUCGGUAGGAGUGUCUUGUGGUAGUCUGGUGGAGUUAACUCAGCCCCUCUGCUGUCGUGCGGACAAACCGCCCUGGGCACAUUCCGCUCCUUUUGUCCCUACCAACUUGGACAGAAUGGACGAUUGAUACUGUUAGAUUGAAAGCGUGUUAUUCGAAGCUCUUGGCUCUAAUUCAGUGUGCUGUAGCAGGUCUAAUUCAGUGGCUGAAUCACAUGGCAAUGACUGGAGCUGGAGUAAUGAGAGGCCAUGAGCUCAAAGACCCGCUGUUUACAUCGCACAGCUUCUCAAUACAACCAACCAUGAGAUCAAAUUGUGGAUAAUCAGUUUCCACCACGAUCACCUUGGAUCUAUCCAUCUCUCAUAUACGCGAUGUCCCAUGUCUGUCGCUCGUCUUUUAUGUUGCUACGCCACGCUUCUGCAGUGACGGGACACUGCUGUUAUUAACAGGCUAAGUGCUUUUCGACAGACUCCAUCAAUUCCCAUUAUUCCACAUUUUCAUUAAAUAUGUAAAAUGAGAAAUAGAAUUGAUUUUAUCAUGCACUGUGCUGAAAGACAACAAUAUGUCUCUUUGAAUAGCUUUUGGUAAAUGCGAGAAAAUUCCUUUGCCUCAAUACCGCUGUAUCAGUGUUAGCUUACAUUUAUAGGCUAAUUACUGUUUAUAAAGGUGUAACUGUUUUAAUAAGUUAUCUUUCACUGCUAAAAUCUUUAAGAGCUUUCAUAGUUUAUAGCAUUUAAUGUUUACAAUUUGAUUCCCAAAUAAUGUCAUACGUAAUUCCGCUAUUUUUCUUAUUUAUAGAGUUUAUAAAAGAUAAGAUAUGCCUUAGCUCAAAUGGGAUUCAGAUGAAUCUAAUUGAGAUUCUUUUUCUCUUUCAUGAUCUUUUUCAUCACAUGAGCUUGGGUGAAAGAAUCCCCUGUGAAAUCUCUAUUAGAUUACCAACUAACCACCAUCACAUGCAACCGAUCAGUGCACAAACCCUUAUGCGUGAAAAUGAGAGAGAGAGAGAGAGAGAGAAACACAAGCUACCCUAUUAGAUAAAUAUCCACUCUGCACAAUAAUGACCUUUAGUUUCAUUAUUGACAAACGAUGUAAACAACAUUAAUAAGCACAAAGAAAUGCAACAAAUAAGCACACUUAUCACUUGUUCUUCAGUUUGCAUGAUGUAUGGAUAUUCUGAUCUUUCAGUUGCUUUCAUGUUUACAGUGUACUGUUUAUUUGUUGAGGUCUGAUAUCUGAACACAUUAUAUUUCAGGCUAUCAUGGGAUGCCUCUUCCGAAGUGAGGAGAUGUGUCUGGUCCAGCUCUUUCUCCAGGCAGGUUCAGCUUACAACUGCGUCAGUGAGCUUGGGGAGCUGGGCUUAGUUGAAUUCAGAGACCUGAACCCGAAUGUGAACGCCUUUCAAAGGAAGUUUGUUUCAGAAGUGAGAAGAUGCGAGGAGCUGGAGAAAACCUUCAAGUAUCUGGAGCAAGAGAUCAGCCGUUCUCUCUGUCCGCCUCUGAAAGGGCCUUUACCCACAGCCACACCAAUCCCAUCAGCCCCACAACCUAGAGAGCUGCUCUCCAUUGAGGAGGAGAGCGAGAGACUGGCCAGAGAACUCAGAGAGGUAUCAAGGAACAGGGACAGUCUACGUAACCAGCUGACCCAGCUCAGUCAGUACAGAGGGGUCCUGAAGCAAAGCAUUUUACUACCAACCUCACAGGUUCCACCUUCAACUCUUGAGACCACAGCACUAAUGGAUAGCAGGCAAGAUAUGCGUUUGAGUUUUGUCACUGGCGUGGUCCAUCCGUGGAAGGUUCCAGCAUUCGAGAGGCUGCUGUGGAGGGCCUGUCGUGGUUACAUCAUUGUAGACUUCUGGGAGAUGGAGGAAAGACUGGAAGUGCCCGACACUGGAGAGAUGAUUCAGUGGACUGUCUUCGUGAUCUCUUUUUGGGGAGAGCAGAUUGGGCAGAAAGUGAAGAAGAUCUGUUAUUGUUUCCACACACAUACCUUUGUGUAUCCAGAGGGUUUGGAAGAGAGAGAAGGAAUACUUCAAGGGCUGGAAAGCAGGAUUGUAGACAUCAAAAUGGUGCUGUCUCAGACGGAGCAGUACAUGCAGCAGCUGCUGUCUCGCUGUGUGUGUCACAUGCCACAGUGGAAGAUACGUGUGCAGAAGUGUAAAGCUGUGCAGAUGGUGCUCAACCUCUGCAGCCCUUCAGUCACAGAGAAGUGUCUCAUCGCAGAGGCCUGGUGUCCUGUGGCCAAACUCUCCCUGCUCCAGAGCGCUCUCAUAGAAGGAACGAGAAAGAGUGGUAGCAGUGUGGACUCGUUCUACAACCGUCUUCCUGCACCCACAUCUCCACCAACACUCUUCGACACCAACACAUUCACUUCCAGCUUCCAGAUCAUUGUGGAUGCUUAUGGUGUGGCCAGCUACAGAGAGGUCAACCCUGCUGUGUACACCAUCAUUACUUUUCCCUUCCUGUUUGCGGUGAUGUUUGGAGAUGUAGGUCACGGUUUACUCAUGACUUUGGCUGCUCUGUGGAUGAUUCUGGAAGAAAGAGACCCUAAGAUGAGGAAUAACACUAAUGAGAUUUGGCGUAUGCUGUUUAGUGGGAGAUAUCUGAUCCUUCUGAUGGGGUUGUUCUCCAUCUAUACUGGGGCUGUUUAUAAUGAGUGCUUCAGUAAAGGACUCAGUCCUCUUUCUUCUGGCUGGCAUCUCAAACCCAUGAUGCAACACUACAACUGGAGUGAUGAAACUUUGAGGAGCAACCAGUACCUCACUUUGGAUCCGAACGUAACUGGAGUAUUCCAGGGACCAUAUCUGUUCGGCAUUGACCCGAUCUGGAGCCUUGCCAAUAACCACCUCACCUUCCUCAACUCCUAUAAGAUGAAGAUGUCAGUCAUCAUCGGAGUCAUCCAUAUGACUUUUGGAGUCUGCUUGUCUUUCUUCAACUACCUGUACUCGGGGGAUGUGAGCAGCAUGUUCCUGGUGUUGAUUCCUGAGCUAGUGUUCAUGCUGUGUCUUUUUGGCUACCUUGUCUUCAUGGUGGUGUUUAAAUGGAUCGCGUUUGGACCUCAGGAUUCGGACCGCGCUCCCAGCAUCCUAAUCCACUUCAUUGACAUGUUCCUGUUUUCUGAGAACUCAGACAACCCACCUCUUUAUCCAGGACAGAUGAUAGUGCAGAGAGUAUUAGUGUGCUUGGCUCUGCUGGCAGUUCCAGUGUUGUUACUGGGAAGACCACUCUUCCUGUACUUCAGGCACAGGAAUAACAGGAGAACGUUACAGGAGGAGCAGCGCCCCCUAGUCACAGACACCAGCUCUAUAAACGCUCAACUAGGAGACCUAGAGGGAGGAGGAGGAACAGAGGAUCAGGAAUUUGAUUGCACGGAGGUUUUUAUGCACCAGGCGAUCCACACCAUAGAGUACUGCCUGGGCUGCAUCUCUAACACCGCAUCGUACCUUCGACUUUGGGCCCUCAGCCUUGCACAUGCACAGCUGUCCGAGGUUCUCUGGGUUAUGGUGAUGAGAAUUUCCCUCUCUUGGCAAGGCUAUGUGGGAUCUGUUGUUCUGUCAGUCAUAUUCUCUGUCUUCGCCAUCCUCACUGUCUCUGUCCUGCUGGUAAUGGAGGGGCUGUCAGCUUUCCUGCAUGCUCUGCGUCUGCACUGGGUGGAGUUUCAGAACAAAUUCUACAGCGGAUCUGGAUACAAGUUCAAUCCUUUUUCCUUUGCAUCAAUUCAGCAUCUGGAGUAAAUAUAAACAUUCUCUGUAAAAUGUUUUAUACGUCAAGUUAAAGCUGGAUGGGUCAACCCAUGGUAGUAAAAAAUGAUUUAUUAGAGGGAUUGUUCACUCUGAAAUUCUGUCAUUAACUCAUCACCGUGUUUUGAUUUUGUGGAAAACACAAUGAGAUAUUUUGAAGAGAAGGUCCUCACUGCAGCCAAUGGACAGAGCUUGAUGUCCAGCUGCCCUAUGGGUGGAGAUUAAAGGCCCAAGCACAGAGAUCUUAAUGCUGAGCAUAAUGUAUGGAUUCCAAAACAUGCACAAUACUAAUAAAGGCUUUUGUAUCUUAGAA
Carassius gibelio (silver crucian carp) is the source of this 4056-nucleotide messenger RNA. It is a transcript of the gene tcirg1a, whose product is annotated as T cell immune regulator 1, ATPase H+ transporting V0 subunit a3a. The transcript has 22 exons. Gene Ontology annotation, molecular function: ATPase binding; proton-transporting ATPase activity, rotational mechanism. Gene Ontology annotation, biological process: vacuolar acidification; proton transmembrane transport. Lineage: Eukaryota; Metazoa; Chordata; Actinopteri; Cypriniformes; Cyprinidae. The record is from RefSeq and is a predicted model, not a curated record. Bases 1266 to 3737 code for a protein of 823 amino acids. Gene Ontology annotation, cellular component: vacuolar proton-transporting V-type ATPase, V0 domain; vacuolar proton-transporting V-type ATPase complex; plasma membrane.